Molecule: messenger RNA, 3522 nt
Organism: Vespa crabro (European hornet)
Lineage: Eukaryota; Metazoa; Arthropoda; Insecta; Hymenoptera; Vespidae
Gene: Hmgcr
Product: 3-hydroxy-3-methylglutaryl-coenzyme A reductase
Exons: 9
Coding region: 680-3403 (907 amino acids)
Biological process (GO): sterol biosynthetic process; coenzyme A metabolic process; isoprenoid biosynthetic process
Cellular component (GO): peroxisomal membrane; endoplasmic reticulum membrane
Molecular function (GO): NADP binding; protein binding; hydroxymethylglutaryl-CoA reductase (NADPH) activity
Source: RefSeq, a predicted model, not a curated record
AGAAGAAAAGAGAAUCAAUGAAGGAGACCUCGAUGCGAUGGGCAGUAUAAGUUCAUUUCUGUUCGUUGGCUCGAGUGCAGACGUUGUCCGUUGAUCGUCGUCUUCGUCUUCGUCCUAGUCUUCGUCUUCGUCUUCGUGCCUUUUAAUUUGUCGCGUUAUAGAUCAUCCUCGUCGUCGUCGUUGUCGUCCUCGUCGUCGUUGUUUGCGACCGCGUUUCUUACAAAUUCACGUUCAUUCGAAAAAGACUUUCGGUUCUCUUCGACCGUGUAGUGUCGUCUUACGGUUUCACCUUGCCACUUUCUAUCCGAUUGCGUUUGUUAGUUCUACCUCUUACUCCCUUCUUUCCCCUCGAGAUCGCUUCUCUGUCACUUUCGACGAAAGUAAAAAUUUGACGAGUAGUUUACGAGAUGUCCGGCAUAUGAGUUUUCGCGCGCUCUUUGACAUCCAUAGUUUAACGGGAAUUUAACGUAAAAAUCAUCGUGAAUUUCUUUUAUUUUUCAUUCGAAAAAAAUAUAAAAGAAAGAGAAAAAGAAGAGAGGAAGACAAAAAAGAAGACAAAAAGAUCGAGGUUUCUGUUAGUUUUCUUGAGAGGUGGACGUCUUGUCAUCUUCGUCAGCAGUAAAGUGGACGAAACUGAUUUGGAUAUUGGAAGAAAAAAAGAAAAAGAAAAUUGGACAAAAUGUUAGCAAAACUCUUUGAGGUACAUGGCAGAUUUUGUGCUAGUCAUCCGUUAGAGGUGAUUGUAACAACAUUGACUCUAACAGCUUGUAUGUUGAACAUGGAUACUGGAAAUGGACAAACUCACGAUGCUGAUGUUCUACCAAUAACAGUAAAUUGUCGGCAUGGUCGAUGUAAUCCUGACGAUUUGAACGCUGUGGAAAUUAUAGUAAUGACUAUAAUAAGAUGUCUCGCAAUCCUUUUUACAUAUCAUCAAUUUCGAAAUCUUCAGAAACUUGGUUCAAAAUAUAUAUUAGGUAUCGCUGGCUUAUUUAUAAUUUUUUCAAGCGUAAUAUUUACAUCUAGUGUCAUAAAUUUUGGUCGUAGCAUCUUCGAUCUAAAGGAUGCACUCUUCUUUUUCUUACUAUUGAUUGAUCUUUCGAAAGCUGCUAUAUUAGCACAGUUCGCAUUAAGUUCAAGAAAUCAAGAAGAAGUACGCACUAAUAUUGCACGCGGUAUGUCUCUUUUGGGUCCAACCAUAACAUUGGAUACUCUAGUCGAAACACUUCUUAUUGGAAUAGGCUCUUUAUCAGGGUUUAAACGAUUAGAGACACUCUGCAGUUUUGCAUGUCUUGGUGCAAUUGUAAAUUACGUCGUGUUCUUGACAUUCUAUCCCGCGUGCUUAUCACUCAUUCUCGAGCUUUCUCGAGGAAGUCACACUAUGGGUCCAUUAACUGCAGAUAAGAUUUUUAUGAUGUAUUCUAUAAACGAAGAGGAACAAAAACCAAAUCCUGUAGUAGAACGUGUUAAAUUAAUUAUGAUUGCUGGUUUAUUCGUGGUUCAUGCAAACAGCCGUUGGCCAUUUAAAAGUAGUGGAAGUGAGCAUACAGUGGAAGGUGCAAUUCCAACCAACUCACAUAUUGUAGUAAACGCAUAUAACGAAACAGAUAAACAUUCAGAGAUUAAAGAAUAUUUAAUGAAUUGGUUAUCAGUUAGUGCGGAAAAUAUAGUUAUAUUAAUUCUACUUCUGGCAUUGGCCAUUAAAUUCAUUUUCUUUGAAGAUAAAGGAGACAUAGCAAAACAAUUGAGAUUCCAAGAAAAUAAUACAGAGAACAUAAUUGAAUCAGAAACUAUUACUACAGAAAAGAUGGAUAUUUCAUUAAGGCGACGGUUCGAAGGUACAAUGUCUAUUCAACGAUCAGUCUUUCCAUUAUCCGAAAUAAAUAAUGAUUGGAUAGAAGUAAUAAACGAACAUAACGUAGAACUUGUUGAUAAAGAAAUACAAACUGAUGAAAAAAUAAAUUCUACGGAUACAUCAAGUAAUAAAGAUUCAUCACACCAGCUUAUUGAACCAAGAAAUUUAGAAGAGUGUCUUGAAAUUUAUCGAUCUGAACUUGGAACAAACGCACUAACGGAUACAGAGAUCAUUAAUUUAGUACAAAAUAAAUAUAUACCUGCAUAUCAAUUGGAAAAAGCUGUUGGAGAUAUGGAAAGGAGUGUCGGUAUCAGACGACUCUUAUUAAGCACUACUGGAAAUUUUACUGAUGAUUUACUGGAAAUACCAUAUAAAAAUUAUGACUACUCAAAAGUACUAGGAUCCUGUUGUGAAAAUGUUAUUGGUUAUGUACCAGUACCUGUUGGCAUUGCCGGACCUUUAUUAAUCGAUGGAGAAUAUUUUCACGUUCCUAUGGCUACGACCGAAGGUUGUUUAGUGGCAUCUACUAAUCGUGGUAGUAGAGCAUUAUUAAAAUGUGGAGUGACAAGCCGUCUACUAGCAGAUGGUAUGACAAGAGGACCGGUUGUUCGGUUUCCGAACAUCGUCAGAGCAAGCGAAGCCAUGUCAUGGAUGCAAACUCAAGAAAACUUUCAAAAAAUGAAAGUUAGUUUUGAUCAAACUAGCAGAUUUGCUAGAUUGAUUAAAAUCCAUGUACGAAAUGCAGGAAGACAUUUAUUUAUUCGUUUCGUAGCCAAAACUGGCGAUGCUAUGGGAAUGAACAUGCUUUCAAAGGGAACAGAAAAAUCUCUACAGACAGUGCAAUCAUAUUUCCCUGAUAUGGAAGUUUUAUCUCUCAGUGGUAAUUUCUGUACAGACAAAAAAUCAGCCGCUGUAAAUUGGAUUGAAGGUAGAGGUAAAAGUGUAGUUUGUGAAGCAGUGGUGCCAUCAGAAAUAGUGACAAAUGUACUAAAGACAUCUGUUCAUGCAUUAGUGGAUGUCAAUAUAAGCAAAAAUUUGAUAGGAUCAGCAAUAGCGGGUAGCAUAGGAGGAUUUAAUGCUCAUGCCGCAAAUAUAGUGACUGCCAUUUUUAUAGCUACUGGACAAGAUCCUGCACAAAAUGUGACCAGUAGCAAUUGCAUGACACUGAUGGAACCAUGGGGACCAGAUGGUACAGAUUUAUAUGUCUCUUGCACAAUGCCAAGUAUUGAAAUAGGCACCGUGGGAGGUGGAACAGGACUUCCAGCACAAAGUGCGUGUUUAGCUAUGUUAGGUGUAAAAGGAGCAAAUAUAGAACAACCAGGUGAAAAUGCCAGUAGAUUAGCAAGGAUAGUUUGUGCCACAGUGCUUGCAGGAGAAUUAUCUCUAUUGGCUGCUCUAACAGCUGGACAUUUAGUCAAAAGUCAUCUUAGGCAUAACAGAUCAUCGACAACAGUAAGUAAUCCAAUGAGCAUUGUGCAAAGUACUAAAGAAGAAAAACUAUCAGUACCAAGUAUAUCACUACCUUCACCAAAACAGUGUUCAGAAUAUUAAAGUAAGUUUUAGUAUUAUUUAUGGUAUACCUUUUAAUGUGGUUAUGAAGAAAAGAAAGGUAAUACUGUAUGAACUAUCACAUUAUUUUUUGUCUCCCAAAGAAAUACAAUGUUAAAAUA